UUUAUUGGAAACUAUUAUAUCAUUCACACAUCAGGAUGGGAUCAUGCUUUGAUUUUUCUGCGCACAAGUGUGUGAGUGUCUCCUCCUCGACCUCCCCCUCCUGACCUCUGCGAAACAGUCUGGACUCUUAAAGAGUCCACUAACUCUGAACCCUAAUUCAGCCAAGUGCUCCUCCACUAAUCUGACAUUAAUAAGAUGAGACUGUUGGAGACGCUCAGGAAACCGUGAAUGAAAUCUCUGAACGUAAACACCAGUGUUACAGACCCACAGUGAUGUGCAGUGGAGUGUUUGUACUGAGAGUUGAAUGCAGUUUAACGCGUUUAUUUCCCUGUUUUCAAAAGUAGCAGACAUGCAGUCGGUCUGCCGCGGUGGAUGCUGGGAAACAAGAUCAGGUAAGCUGCUCAGUGACGUAGACCGCAUGCAACACACCCAAGGAAGACACAGUUCGCUUUCAGAAUAAAAGCUAUAUUUAAUUAUCGUAACAUUCAGAGCACUACGAUUCAUUUAAUUACAGCCUUUUAAAUAGUUGGUAUUUGAAUUAUUGUAUGUGUUAGUAAUGACAAACUAAUAUAUGGUCUUCCAUUUGGCGUAAAUGAUGAUAAAAGGUUUGUUGGUUUUCACAUAAGGAGCUGUAAAUAAGAUGACGGCGAGAUCGCGAUCGGGACUUUAUUUUGAAAGCCGAACACGGAAGCCGUGGCUGGCCGUUGUUUGCUUGUUGCUAACCGUGAUGAUGAGCAGGUGGAUCCGUCACCGCCGCAACUUUCUUCUUCUCACUCUUUUACGGCUCAGAAAGUCUUAGAAACCGCUGUCGGAGGAAAUGUUCCGCGUCUCCUGAAGACGCCAGCUGUCGCAGCGAGAGUAGCGGCCGCGUUAGCAGCGACAUUAGCUCCCAGACGACAACAGACGGCGGACUUAGCAGUGUUGCAGCGAUGCUGUCGGCCGAGGAGAUCCUGUGCAGCACCCAGCAGGUGAUCGCCGGACUGGAGGCGCUGAAGGGUGAGAACCACAGCCUGCUGGAGAGCCUGCAGGGGGCGGCCCAGAACCAGCGGGUGGAGGAGUACGGCAGCGUGGAGCAGGAGAAGAGCGGCAUCAUCCGUGAGUCCCUGGAGAGGAUCGAGCUGGGGCUGAGCGAGGCUCAGGUGAUGAUGGCGCUGUCGGCUCAUCUGGGCUCACUGGAGGCCGAGAAACAAAAGCUGCGCGCUCAGGUGCGCCGCCUCUGUCAGGAGAACCAGUGGCUGCGGGACGAGCUAGCCGGGUCUCAGCAGCGGCUCCAGGACCGGGAGCAGGACGUGGUGACCCUGGAGGAGCAGAAUCGCCACCUUCAGUUCAUGUCCUCCAUCCGGAAAUACGACCAGGAGGAGGCGCCGGUGGACGAGAAGAACACGUCUGCAGCUAAGGAGUCACUGGACGACCUGUUUCCCACCGAAGACGAGGAGCAGUCGCAGAUGUCGCAGCAUCACCACAGCAGCGCAGCGGCUGCAGCUCAACAAGGCGGCUAUGAGAUCCCGGCUCGCCUGCGGACGCUGCACAACCUGGUCAUCCAGUACGCAUCCCAAGGUCGCUACGAGGUCGCGGUGCCGCUCUGCAAGCAGGCUCUGGAAGAUCUGGAGAAGUCCUCCGGCCACACCCACCCGGACGUGGCCACCAUGCUGAACAUCCUGGCGCUGGUGUACAGGGACCAGAACAAAUACAAAGAAGCUGCAAACCUGCUGAACGACGCGCUGGCCAUCCGGGAGAAGACGCUGGGGAAGGACCAUCCUGCUGUGGCCGCGACGCUCAACAAUCUGGCGGUGCUUUAUGGAAAAAGAGGGAAGUACAAGGAAGCAGAGCCGCUCUGUAAGAGAGCUCUGGAGAUCAGAGAGAAGGUGCUGGGCACAGACCACCCGGACGUGGCCAAGCAGCUGAACAAUCUGGCACUGCUGUGUCAGAACCAGGGGAAGUACCAGGAGGUGGAGCUCUACUACGAGAGGGCACUGCACAUCUACCAGAACAAGCUCGGACCCGACGACGCCAACGUGGCCAAGACCAAGAACAACCUGGCCUCUUGUUACCUCAAGCAGGGAAAGUACCGGCAGGCUGAGUCUCUGUACAAAGAGAUCCUGACACGAGCUCAUGAGAAGGAGUUCGGCUCUGUUGAAGGCGAAGGCCGGCCCAGCUGGCCCGCCGCACCGGAGGGAAGCUGCUCUCAGGACGGGUUGAAGCGCAGCGGCUCCUUCACCAAACUGAGAGAGUCCAUCCGCAGGAGCAGCGAGAAGCUGGUGCGCAAACUGAGGGGCACGGAGGAGAGCUCUCCACGGAGCGCCGGGAUGAAGCGAGCCAACUCGCUGAACAUGUUGAACGUGGGAGGAAGAGACGCUCAGGAUGGAGCUCAGCCGGGUCGUCUGUCGGACGUCCGGGGGCUAAGCUCCAGCACGCAGAGUCUGACCCGGCGGGGGUCUCUGGGUGGGACCAGCUAACAGACACACCGUUCCAAAAACCACUACACGUAGCUUGACUGUUACAAACGUGUCUCUAGCUACGACGACGUGCUGCCUGGCGGCUUCAAACGUCGUUCUCUUCCUGCUCACUUGAAUUCUUAAUCAUUCCAGGUGGUUUUAGCAAACUAACUCGAGAGUUGCGUGCGACAAUCACUCGACUUUUAGACCUUCAUUCCUUUUAAAACUUUUACAACGAGAGCAAUGCUUUUAAAGUGAAGCUCUGAAGCUCAGUUCAUGUUACUCAAGCAUCAAAUGUGCCUGAAGCUGCAGAACUGCGACUCACCAGCAGGAGUGAAAGUGUCUGAGCUCCCGACCACACUAGGUUCCUCUGGCCUGAAAGCUUGUUGUGGCUGCAGCUGAGAUGACGGAGAACAGAAGUGGAGUCCCCUUCACUGACAGGAACCUUUCCUUCUGUUAUAAAGUGAAUUAUUUAAUGAGUUUUCUGACUUGUGAUGAAGCUGUCAAGACUCUGCUGUGUGUCAGGUGACACUAUUCAGCCUGAACAUCAGGACCACUUGAACUGAGAUCUCGGUCCAGAGCAACGGUUCUGUGGACCCUGAACAGGACCUGAGAAGUUGGGAUGAAGUAUGGUAAGGGUGGUCGUAAUGUUCUGGCUGACCGUACACUGGAGAGACUUCGUCAUAAUGGACACGGACAUUAAGAAAAGCAAAAACCCACUAAAUAUUUUUGUAUGUUCAUCCUGGAUGACCUUCAGGACCCGUCUGGGAGACCAAAAAAGGUGUCGGACCAGGUCUCUGUGGCUCAGAGUGUUAGAAGUUUCUGACAAUAAAGUCAUGUUGAAAAAAC
Molecule: messenger RNA, 3284 nt
Organism: Synchiropus splendidus (mandarinfish)
Lineage: Eukaryota; Metazoa; Chordata; Actinopteri; Syngnathiformes; Callionymidae
Gene: klc3
Product: kinesin light chain 3
Exons: 14
Coding region: 930-2456 (508 amino acids)
Biological process (GO): axo-dendritic transport
Cellular component (GO): kinesin complex; cytoplasm; membrane-bounded organelle
Molecular function (GO): kinesin binding
Source: RefSeq, a predicted model, not a curated record